This is a messenger RNA of Trichoderma reesei QM6a, 654 nucleotides long. RefSeq lists its product as uncharacterized. Gene Ontology annotation, molecular function: acyltransferase activity, transferring groups other than amino-acyl groups. The record is from RefSeq and is a predicted model, not a curated record. NCBI's taxonomy places the organism in Eukaryota, Fungi, Ascomycota, Sordariomycetes, Hypocreales, Hypocreaceae. Bases 1 to 654 code for a protein of 217 amino acids. The transcript is spliced from 2 exons.
AUGGCAUACAAUCUCUCGGACGUCAAGGUCUCGGAUGCAGACAACAUUGCACGAAAUGUCGAAGUCCCAGCUAUGCAAAACAGUCCGCUGUACCGGACCAUGUUCCCUCAAGCCGCCACAAUGACAGAAGCGCAAAAAAACGAAGUCAUCGACUGGUAUUCCGACAUGCUCACGGACGCUUUCCUAGACGGAGCGGAAAGCUUCCUCAAGGCGUGCUCUGUCGAUGAUGGUUCCCCCGUCGGGUUCUGCGGGUGGACAGCCAUCGAACGGAAGGGGGAGACGACGGAUGAUGAACGAUCGAAGCAAGUAUUGCGAAGAGCGACAUGGCUGCCGGAGACGCUGGACCAAGACGGCUGGAUCACCCUCUCAAGAGCCCUGAGAAUGGAGCGAGACCGGGUCUUGAAGGACCUCGGCGAUAUGAUAACUCGCCUGACCUUUAUGGCGGUACGUCCGGGGCAUCAACGGCAAGGAGUCGGGUCAAUGAUGAUGCAGCAGUUCUGCAAUGAGGCGGAUCUGCAUGGGCGAUGCGCAUUCGUGCUCGCGGCACCAGAGGGAGUUGGGCUGUAUGCCAGGUUUGGGUUUGACGUUGUCGGUUGUGUUGAGAGUCCGCAGGGCAUCAUCACUAGCAUGCUUCGACGGCCUCGAGACUCGUGA